AUGGUCAACAUCAAGUACGAACGAGUGAAGCAAACGACUGAUCUCGAGGUUGCUGCAGACGAAGAAAUUGAGCUCGAAACAAACAGGAGAGGGUCUGAUCAUCGGCAACAGGAUGCGUUGCACAGUAACAAUCAGUAUCACCAAAGUAACAUUCUACACUCCAGCUACGGGCACCACAGCCAGUACAUCGUCGCAACGACACCCGGUGGCAAUAAGGCCUACGGCGAUGGUGACACGCGCUCCAAAACGAAAAGUGCAUUUGCAAACCGGAUCGUCGUAACGCUCGUGCUAAUCGUUUGCUACUUUUCGCUUUCAAUUGGACUCACCUUUUACCAGCGGCAUCUGCUGCAGCACUUUAAGCUACCACUGUUUGUGGUACUUUACCAUUUGGUAAUUAAGUUGCUGCUGUCGGCAGUUGUGCGUGCGGUGCUGAGGUGUGUAACGAGGAAACCGCGCAUCUUGCUCGACUGGCGAACGUCCGUGCGGAAAAUCUUGCCAACCGGUUUGGCAAGCGGUAUCGAUAUUAGCUUCUCCAACUGGGGUCUGGAACUGGUGAAAAUAUCACUGUACACAAUGACCAAAUCCACUACAAUAGUCUUCAUACUGAUAUUUGCCAUAUUGCUGAAGCUCGAGAAGAAGAGUUGGUCGCUGGCGGCUAUUGUUGUCAUGAUAUCUGGAGGUCUCUUCAUGUUCACGUACAAAUCGACCCAAUUCGAUGCGCUCGGGUUUUCGUUCCUGCUGUUUGCAUCCCUUUCGAGCGGUAUCCGUUGGACGUUCGCCCAACUCAUCAUGCAAAAGUCGAAGCUGGGUCUGCACAACCCGAUUGAUAUGAUAUUUCACAUGCAACCGUGGAUGAUACUGUCCGUUCUACCGUUUACCAUAGGAUUUGAAGGACGAAAGUUAAUCGAAGGUUACCAUAUGGUACAGCUCGUGCCAUGGAGUGUCGUGGUGGAUAUGUGGUUAAAAAUUUCCCUCGGAGCAUUCAUUGCGUUCGCCAUGGAGGUGAGCGAAUUUAUGGUCCUCACCAACACCUCUAGUCUCACAUUGUCCGUAGCGGGCAUAUUCAAGGAAAUUUGUCAACUGGUACUAGCUGUCGAGUUGAACGACGAACAUCUCAGUAUGGUCAAUGUGCUCGGUUUGGUCAUGUGCCUUGGCGGUAUCUGUUGCCAUGUGGUCCACAAAUUCCUGACGUAUCGCGACGAAACGGCGAAAUCAUCGCUCGAGAAGUCGACCGGUGGCUACAUCGAGGAUCAUGACGAUGAGGACGACGAAAUGCGACCGUCCGGGCCGCUGGGAAUGGGAAGCAGCAAAAAUGGUGUGCUAAAGUUUGGCAAUGGUGGUGCCGGCAGUGAUACCGGUGGUACGGGAGCACGAUUCAAGAGUGGCCAGUAUCGACCGUUGCUGGUGAAUGAGGCGCGCGAUGCAGACGAUUCGGACCAUCUGGUGGUGGAGAACCGUAACUACCUGUCGGACGAUAGUGAGCAGGAAGAGGGCGGUACGCAGGACGUAUUGUUCGAUAUACUUAAACGCCGUGAGCGAUAG
Molecule: messenger RNA, 1542 nt
Organism: Anopheles marshallii
Lineage: Eukaryota; Metazoa; Arthropoda; Insecta; Diptera; Culicidae
Product: solute carrier family 35 member C2
Exons: 5
Coding region: 1-1542 (513 amino acids)
Biological process (GO): UDP-glucose transmembrane transport
Cellular component (GO): cis-Golgi network; Golgi apparatus; endoplasmic reticulum-Golgi intermediate compartment
Molecular function (GO): antiporter activity
Source: RefSeq, a predicted model, not a curated record